Messenger RNA from Sceloporus undulatus (fence lizard), 4439 nucleotides. Its product is annotated as zinc finger protein 436-like. Bases 961 to 2415 code for a protein of 484 amino acids. The record is from RefSeq and is a predicted model, not a curated record. Lineage: Eukaryota; Metazoa; Chordata; Lepidosauria; Squamata; Phrynosomatidae. The transcript is spliced from 4 exons.
CUUGGCUCCGAGGAGCCUUUCAGGAGGCGGGGAAGCUUCCUACUCUGAACCGAGGAGGAGGAGGAGGAGGAGGAGGAGGCCUGGUCUGGAGACUCCGAAGGAGCUGAUCGUUCUCUGGCUCAGGUAAUCUCAAAGGUGCUACAAGAUCUCUCCACAUACAGUUUUCACCAUAGUUAAAGUCACUGUUGGUGCAAUCUAUCACUACAUCGAAGAUGUGCAUGGAAUGGCAGAGGAGAUUUUCUCCAGAAAGAAAGGGGAGUGUAUGAUCUUGUGACCAGCUUCUGUUCAUCUUAACCACCUUUUAAAAAGUCCUGUUGCUUCUUCCUCACUGUUUUCCCACAGUUUUCCCUAUUUCCAGCAUAUUCUUGCAGUCUGCUCUGUUUAUUGUGUAAAUAUUUUAAAUUCUCUAAACACACACACAUAACAGUAUCAACCCAAUAUUUCAAUACAAGAAAACACAUAUGUUUUGGAGCAAGAUUAUUGGUGAUAUUAUAUGUAAAAUUUCAAAAUUCAAUGUCUCAAACAUUACAGAUAGAACAAUUGUGUCAGAGGUUUACGGAGUUUAUUCUUAUGCAGCGGGAUCUUGUACCACCUAUGAGACUUACGUAAUUUAGGGAAAGAAAGUUGUAGCAUAGUACCACCAGGAUUGUGGGUGAUGUGAUUAGGUCCUGUGAUGACAUUUCCUGAGUAGAUGUCUGGGCAGAGUUGUCAUCUAGCCUCUGGGUUUGUGGCAAGGUCUUUUACCUGUCUCACCAUUUGUGUUGUGUGUCCUCUUGUAGGUAAGUGACUGUUUGGGGUUUGGAGGCUGUCCAUAGGCAAGUAAAGGCCUGCCACCAAGAGCCCUUGAGAGGGAAACAUUACUGUCCAGAAUGGGUUAUACUUCACUGAUGUACCCCUGUGUGAAUGUAUCCAGUCCAAUAAAGGAAAACAAAAUCUGCUCAUUUUAAAGUAAGUGAAAAGAUGGUGAAUGAAGAAGAAGAGGGUACUUCUCAGCAAAGAGAUCCCAAACCAACAUUGCAUGGAACGCCUUCAGAAAGUUGCCCAAGGAAUGCUUCCCCAGACCAUGAAUUGGAAGGAGAUGAAAUCAGUGAGACCAGUUCAGAGAUUGAGGGGAGAAGCUCAGCCCCAGAACUGGAGAAUGAAUCUCUUCCCAUCAACGGAGGUGCUUGUCAAUCGCAGACACAGUACAUCUGCCCUGUUUGUGGAGAAUGCUUUAAUGGGAGUUCCUGCCUCGUCGAGCAUCAAAAAGUCCACAAAGAAGAGAAGCCACACACAUGCCCUGUCUGUGGAAAGGGCUUCAGCCAGCAGGCUGACUUGGCUGAGCACAUGCAGAGCCACACAGAUGAGAAACCAUUUUCUUGCCUGGAAUGUGGGAGAACCUUCCUCUUCAGCUCUGACCUGGUUUCUCAUCAGAAAGUCCACACAGGAGAGAAACCCUACAUCUGUCUGGAGUGUGGGAAGGGCUUCUCCCAGAGUUCCCAGCUGAUGUCUCACCGGAGAGUCCACACGGGAGAAAAGCCCUAUGAAUGCAUCAUCUGUGAGAAGAGCUUUCGGUCCAACUAUGACCUGGUCAACCACCAGAGAAGUCACACGGGAGAGAAACCUUACAUAUGUUCUGACUGUGGGAAAAGCUUUACCCGGAGUUCGCACCUAAUCUCCCAUCAGAGAGUACACACCGGGGAGAGGCCCUAUCCCUGUGGGAUUUGUGGGAAGCGGUUCCGAGACUGCUCCCAUUUGAUUAGGCAUCAGAGAGUCCAUACUGGUGAGAAACCUUACGAGUGUUCCAUAUGUGGGAAGAGCUUUCGGGUCAACUACGACUUAGUGACCCAUCAGAGAAACCACACUGGAGAAAAGCCGUAUGAAUGCCCCGACUGUGGGAAGGGCUUUAAGCGGAGUUCCCAUCUCAUCUGCCACCAGCGGGUUCACACAGGGGAAAGGCCCUACCCCUGUGGCAUCUGUGGGAAAAGUUUCAGUUACAGCUCAGACCUGAUUAAACACCAGAGAAUCCACACAGGUGAGAAACCUUACGAAUGUCAUAUCUGUGGGAAGAGCUUCCGAAUCAACGCCGACCUCGUCACUCAUCAGCGAAUCCACACAGGAGAGAAACCCUAUACCUGCGCCGAUUGUGGGAAAUGUUUUGCUCGGAGCUCACGCCUUGUAUCCCACCAGAGAGUCCAUGUGAAGGAUGGAAGUCUUGGAACAGCCCUUUCUGAAACUGACACAUCCCCUGGUGCCACUACCUGGUCCCCGGCGUCUGAACGUCCCUGGAGUCAAGAGGAGAAAGUAGCUCAAUCCCUUAAGCAAAGCGGUGACCCUGCUGCUCUGACUGGACUUGCAAAUUCGAGUCAGUUUGUCCUCAGCAAUGCUUCUCAAGCAACCCACAUGGGUGAGAUAAAGGUAGAGUGUCUUUCUUGAUUCCUGCUAUUGUGUGAGCAGUGAGACAACAGUGGGAUACAAAACACUGACUUGGAGUAUGGAACAGUAUCAUGAAUUCCUCCUUCCAUCCCUUUUCACUUGGGUAAGUUUAAAGGGAAGAUUGAAGUAAGCCUUGUAUUUACAAAACUUUGGAGUCUCUGAGCUGUCUUUCUCAUUGUGAACCUCAGAGGAUGUGUGCAUUGGCACAAGGAACUACAGUAAAUCAUGUCUCGCACCAUGGCAUAGUUACUACCAAACACAUCUUCAUUAAAAGCCAUUUUUAAAGCUGUUCACUUUGGUUUUGCUUACCCCAGUGGAAUCCUUGAUAAAUAUAGGCCAGAGAGUCUUGAGAAAUUUUCACUAAAAAUUCCUAGAAUUUAAAAACAAUGCUUAUUUAUUUGGCAGUGAGGAAGUAUACAAAACUAGAGUUGAGGUUGGUCACACCCAUUUUAGAAAAAUUAAAAACAUGAUACAAAACAAAGAGUACUGCUCUACAUGGUUUGCCUGGAAAUGAUUAAAGAAGCAAGAAGAAAAAAAAAUGGGAGACCACCCCAAAAGUUUCUUACUGCAAUGAACCUUUCCCAAUGUUGAGUUUGUAUCAUCUCCUGUUCACCCAACCCCUGGUGUUCCCAUAUAAAGUAAGCCUUCCUGCUUUCUUCUAUUCCUAUGAGGAAGCCAUGGCUCUGAAAAUAGUUCAGUAUAUACAUGGCUGCAAAGUUUAUUCUGAAAGUGGAUAAAUCCUCCCUGCCCCCCAUGUUUUCAGUAUAAUAAAGUACUUCAGUUGGAUAGUGUAGAGCUUUAAGUCAUUAAUAAAAAUAAUAUUUAAUUUAAUUUAUAAGAGAGACUUCUUCCUUGUAGGGUUGACCCAAAGAGAGAUCCCUAUAGGACAGCACAGAGAUGCUUUUUAUUUCUUCUUGGAGUGAGUGUAGGGGUGUGUGCAGGAACCAUGCUGGACUCAUACAGAGAAUGUUUGUUUCACACUCCUGUCCAGCCUGCCCCUGCUACCUCGGUUUUGAAAGGUUUUUAUUUUGGGGCAGAAUUCACCAUCCAGCAUGACAAUUGACCCUGGUGGCUGUUGGAUUCUGGAUGUUGUAGUCCAAGGAAUAGCUUUUUCUACCUCUGCUUUUUUCAAGGAACACAAAUACAGUUUUUCUUCCCAGUACAGGGAAGGCUGGUUGCAAAUGUGCAAUAUGUACAUCGGUUCUCUUGGUGCAUAUGCAUGUACCGGAGAGGAGGAGAAAAACAAUCCAUGUAGAGAUUUCUCUCUGCACCUAUGCAGGAAAGAAUCAGGCCCAUUUGUUUUUUAUUUCAAGAAUUUCCAAGGGAUUUUAAUCCAAAUGCCCCAAAUGCUUUUUUAAAAAAAGUCUAGUAUGACAGAUUUUAAUACAUAUGUUCUGAUAUGGUAAAAGCAUAUACUCUGUUCCUUAAUAGUUCCACACUAACCCUUUUGCUUUGCUUAUCUGUAUUGGUGUUAUAAACUUUUUUUCUUGUCCUGAUGUCUUAAAUGUUUGCUAACAACUCCACCUGGGGGGGGGGGGGCGGUUCCAGUACCUUAAAUCCAGGGUUUGAGUGUAAGGGCUUCCAGUACCUUAAAUCAACUUGAACUGCAAUCCUAUGCAUGCAUCUGGGAGGGAAUCGCGUUGAAUUUGAUGGGGCUUUUAUCUGAGUAAAAGUGAAGGAUUUGCACAGUCAGUUUGGUAACUACCAGUAAAAUGAAUAUGACGUCAUCUUUUUAGUCAGUGUAUUUGUUUCAGCCUUGUAUUUAAGCAUCACCUGGUUGAUAUAGACAAUAAGGAAAUGAACAAGGUGGAUGUAAGAUGGUGGAAAUAGAGCAGCUAGCAGUUUCCAGUACAGGCCAGUAAUGGUAGGAUAGAGAGAGGCUAGUAACAUAACAGUAUCACAGGUUGAGUUUCCCUUAUCAAGAAUUCCAAAAACCAAAAUACAGUUGGCCCUCCAUAUCCACGGAUUCAAGCAUUCACAGACUGAAAAUAUUCCAAAAUACAUAAAUUCCAAAAAGCAAAGCU